Molecule: messenger RNA, 541 nt
Organism: Paramecium sonneborni
Lineage: Eukaryota; Ciliophora; Oligohymenophorea; Peniculida; Parameciidae
Source: the annotation of a GenBank genome assembly
AUGGUACUUGUAAAUUAGCUGGAAAUUAUUGCUAUUUACCCAAUAACGCUGACUUACUUAUGCUUUUCCUUUAGGAAUCAAAAUAAAUGCAUUCAAAUUAUUUUAUUAUUAUAAAUAUAUUAAUACUUUAGGAGCAUUUUGUUCAUUCAAAACAAAUGAUGACACUUACUCUUUUGUGAAAAGAUAAUUUCUUAAGCAUUUGCCCAGAAUUUAUAAUGAUGUAUAGGGUUAUUACUAAGGAAUUUGUGAAAAAGUAGUUAAUGCUGGAUAUCUAUCAUCUAAGAGAACGCGAUCAAUAAAUAAUUGGGAUUCAACAUUUUCUGAUGCUGUUUAUGAAUCACUUAAAGUUGUUGAUGAUGAUAACAAAUUUUGUUAUGGAGUCAGAGUUUUAAGGGCGGUACAUAACUAUAAGUAAUGUUUGUUCAGCAAUGAUUGUGUUAGUGUAGCAUCAGCUGCUAAUUAAUAAGAAUAUGAUAGCAAUCUCACUGUCACUGGAUGUUAUUAUAAUACAGGAAAAUGCAAUUCUGCAGUCUCUAUUUGA